Molecule: messenger RNA, 621 nt
Organism: Phaeoacremonium minimum UCRPA7
Lineage: Eukaryota; Fungi; Ascomycota; Sordariomycetes; Togniniales; Togniniaceae
Product: putative fam96b-like protein
Exons: 2
Coding region: 1-621 (206 amino acids)
Biological process (GO): iron-sulfur cluster assembly
Source: RefSeq, a predicted model, not a curated record
AUGGACAAGCCCCUGGACAACGCAAACCCGACCAUUCUCAACGCCAACCAGCUCCCCAGCAGGCGGCACAACAAGUCUGCUACGAAGCCCGGCCCCGAGUCUCGCUACGAUGACAUUCUGCUCCCGAAACACUCUGAUCUGUGGGGCCCCUCCUCCCGGGACGUCUCAUCUUGGCCGUCUGAUGACGAGAACGAGGACGUGGAGGCUCCGAUCGACGAGCAGGAAAUCUAUGAUCUCAUCUCCACCAUCUCAGACCCCGAGCAUCCUCACACCCUUGGACAGCUAGCUGUCGUCAACCUGCCCGACAUCCACAUCUCCCCCUCGCCAUCGGCCGGAUUCCACGACCCCGACGCCCUCACACAGGUCCUGGUGGAGUGCACGCCGACUAUCAAUCACUGUUCGCUGGCAACCGUCAUCGGCCUGGCUGUGAGGGUCCGCCUGGAGCAGACGUUGCCGCCAAACUACAGGGUGGAUGUCCGCAUGAAGGACGGCUCCCACGCCCAGGACGACCAGGUCAACAAGCAGCUCGCGGACAAGGAGAGGGUGGCAGCCGCGCUGGAGAACGACACGCUAAGAGGUGUGCUCGACAAGAUGCUCGAGACCUGCCAGCAGGCGUGGUAG